AUGUCUUACUACAGUGAGUCCUGCCGACCCUGUGAGGUGACCUGCCCUCAGCCCAUUGCCGAGAGUUACAAUGAGCCCUGUGUGCAGCAGUGUCCUGACUCCAGAGCAGUGAUCUUCCCCCCGCCAGCUGUGGUGACACUGCCGGGCCCCAUACUCAGCUCUUUUCCUCAGGAGAGCGUUGUGGGAUCAUCAGGUCCAGCCCUGUUGGGGAGGUCCUUUAGUUCUCAAAGCUCCGGACGCUAUGGGGGCUCUCUGGGUCUGGGGAGCUAUGGAGGCUCCUUGGGCUAUGGGGGCUCCUUUGGUUUGGGGGGCUAUGGAGGUUCCCUGGGCUUGAGGGGUUAUGGAGGUUCCCGGGGCUAUGGGAGCUCCUUUGGUUUGGGGGGCUAUGGUAGUUCCCUAGGCUAUGGGGGCUUCCGGGGCUGUGGGGGCUCUUCUGGUAUGGGGGGCUAUGGGGGCUCCUUUGGCUUGGGAGGCUAUGGAGGCUCACUUGGGUAUGGCCAUUCCCUAGGUUAUGGAGCUGACUUGGGCUAUGGGGGCUCCCUGGGCUAUGGGGGUCAAUACGGGUCCAGUGGCUUUGGCAGCUGUGGGAGGUCCUACAGCUCUGGCUUCUCCUCCUGUGGCACUGGCAUUACCUCCCAGAGGUGGGGCAGGUCCCGCCGUGGGAGCUGCGGGGCUUUCUGA
Neopsephotus bourkii (Bourke's parrot) is the source of this 681-nucleotide messenger RNA. RefSeq names its product claw keratin-like. The transcript has a single exon. The coding region runs from base 1 to 681 and encodes 226 amino acids. The record is from RefSeq and is a predicted model, not a curated record. Gene Ontology annotation, cellular component: intermediate filament. Lineage: Eukaryota; Metazoa; Chordata; Aves; Psittaciformes; Psittacidae. Gene Ontology annotation, molecular function: structural constituent of cytoskeleton.